Messenger RNA from Fonsecaea multimorphosa CBS 102226, 1002 nucleotides. RefSeq lists its product as uncharacterized. Lineage: Eukaryota; Fungi; Ascomycota; Eurotiomycetes; Chaetothyriales; Herpotrichiellaceae. The transcript has a single exon. The coding region runs from base 1 to 1002 and encodes 333 amino acids. Gene Ontology annotation, molecular function: oxidoreductase activity; zinc ion binding. The record is from RefSeq and is a predicted model, not a curated record.
AUGCUGGACUCUGAGGGUACAGCUCAGGAAGGAGUCAUGAAAGCCUUUCAAUUCGCCAACGUCGAAGAAGGUCUCCGUCUGAAGGACGUGCCCACGCCGAGAUGCCCGCCAGGCGAAGUCGUCGUUCUGGUCGAGGCGACAGGGAUCUGUCAUUCGGAUGCCCACGUCCUGAAGGGCCAGGGGGAUUCCUGGUUGAGCAAAAGACCCAUCACGCUGGGUCACGAGGUCGCCGGCACGGUCGCUGAAGCCGGUCCAGAUGUGUCGGACUUCAAAGUGGGCGAUCGGGUUGGCGUGGCGCUUGUUCCGACCAGCGACGAAGACUGGAACCACAUCAUCGGAGUCGGCAGAGACGGCGGAUACGCGGAGAAGGUGGUGGUCCCGUCACGCGUCCUGGUACCUCUCCCCGAAGGCGUCAACUUCGCGCAGGCCGCAGUGGCAAGCGACUCGAUCGCCACGGCGUACCACGCCGUCGUCGCCGAAGCGAGCGUCACGGCCACCACGACCGUCGCGAUCGUCGGCAUCGGCGGUCUGGGCCUCAACGGAGUCCGAAUCGCCGCCCUUCGCGGCGCCACAGUCUACGGCGUCGACAUCGACGAGAAGAAGUUCCCGGACGCCCUGGCCCAGGGCGCCAAAGCGUGUUUUCGAAAGCUCCUCGACAUCCCCCGGGAUGUCGUGAUCGAUGUGGUGGUGGAUUUUGCCGGCGUGGGCGUCACCACCCAAGACGCGCUCCAACGCGUCAAGGCCUCUGGGACGGUCGUUCUGGUCGGCCUCGGUGUCCCGAGCUUCGAAUUGUCCUCGCACACCUUGAUGCUGCGCAGCCUGACGCUGCGUGGCUCGCGAGGAGCAACCCUGGCCGAGUACCGCGAGGUGUUGAAGUUGAUCGCCGCGGGAGAUAUCGUCCCCAAGCUGACCGAGGUUCCGUUCUCCACAAUUCCGGAGAGUCUACAACGGCUCGAGCGACUUGAAGUUGUUGGAAGGCUUUUUGCGAAACCAAAUGCUUGA